Messenger RNA from Trichomonas vaginalis G3, 3042 nucleotides. Its product is annotated as regulation of response to stimulus. The coding region runs from base 1 to 3042 and encodes 1013 amino acids. The record is from RefSeq and is a predicted model, not a curated record. Lineage: Eukaryota; Parabasalia; Trichomonadida; Trichomonadidae. The transcript has a single exon.
AUGUAUGUGAAUUCUAUUACAAUUGUUGGUGAUAUUUCUUCAAUUGGAUCAAAAGCAUUUAGUAAUAGUCCAUCUAUUAAAUUUAUUCUGAUAAAAGGUAGUAUAACAUUCAAAUCGGAAUCAUUCCAAGAUAUUCCAGGAUUAGUAUCCCUAACAAUUGGUAGUACAAGUCAAAUACCAUCUUAUUCAUUUACCCAUUGCGAUUAUCUUGAAACAUUUGAAAUAUUAAAUAAUAUUCGAUCGGUUUCAUUGACUAACAAUGCAUUUUCAAACCACAAUAUUAAAAAAAUAAUAAUCAAUAGUAGUAUUUCAUUUCAGUCAUCACCUUUUGAUAAUUGUAACCUUCUUAAUUAUCUUUUCAUUGGAGGCUCUGUAUCGGGAAAUUAUGAAAAUGCUCUUAAUGCAAUCGAUAAAUUAGAAAAUAUUACAAUUGCUGGUAGAAUUGAUUUAAUAAGUUCUAACACAUUUAAUUCCCAAUCAACAUUGAAAGAAGUUCGACUUUUUAAUGCAUAUGCAAUCAAAGAAAAUUCAUUUAAAGAUUAUACAAAUCUUAAAUAUGUUGAAAUAAAAUCAUCAUCAUCUUCAUUGAGUAUUGGAAAUUCAACAUUUUCUGGUUGUACUUCAUUAGUGGACAUAAAAUUACCCGAUUCCAUUCAAUCAAUUGGAAGUUAUUUGUUAUCAGGAUGCUCUUCAUUAUCAGUAAUAAAUCUUCCGAAUAGAUUAACUUCAAUUAGUUCAUUUAUGCUCAGUAAUUGUGUUUUAAUAGAGUCUUUGAUUAUUCCCGAAUCGGUCAGAUCUAUUGGAAACAAUGCGUUUUCUAAUUGCGCCAAAUUAUCUCAAAUCACCUUCCAAUCAAAAACAAUUGAACUAAAUGGAUUUUGUUUUAACAAUUGUCCUUUGAUAAUUGAUUUCACAUUUUCUGGAACCAAAAUUACUUUGAACUCAUACUGUUUUAGUGGUGCUGAAUGUAUAGUAAAUGUCAAAAUCGAAUGUGAUACAAUCAAUUUUAAUGAUAACUGCUUUACUAACUCAAAUGUUCAACAUGUUUUAGUGAAUGGUUCUGUUUAUUUAGGUAAUCAAAUAUAUUCAGAACAUAUGCAAACAAUAUUGAUUGAUGGAAAUAUCAAUAAAAUAAUGAAUACUUCUUUCUCAAAUUCAGCGUCUUUACGUAGUUUCACAAGUACUAAAACAAUUUCAUAUCAGAGUUAUAAUGGUCAAUACAUUUCAUUCUCGGGAUGUAUAAAUCUUUCAUCUGUAUCAUUUUCAGCUACAAUGACAGAAUUAAUUCCAAUGUUCUGUUUUGCAAAUUGCGUUAAACUUUCAUCAUUCGUUAUUCCGCAAUCAGUCAGACAAAUAAAAGAAUAUGCAUUUUCUGGAUGCAAUUCAUUAACAUCUAUUGACAUUCCUGGUCAAAUUGGAAUUCUUGGCAAUAAUAUUUUUGAAUCUUGCAGUUCAUUAACAGAAGUAACAUUUCAACAAAAUAGAAAUAUUGGAACAAUUCCAGAUGGAUGUUUCAAAUCAUGUACAAGUUUGACAACAAUUUCUAUUCCUUCUAAUAUUAAGAAUAUUGGAAGUAGAUCAUUUUAUAAUUGCAAUCAACUCUCAUCAAUUCAAGGACUGACAUCAUUCAGCAAAAUCGGAGAAUAUGCAUUUUAUAAAUGUUCAUUUUCAACAUUAGACAUCAAUGGAAAUAGUUUGAACAUCAAUCAACGUGCAUUUGAUUCAUGCGGUGAAUUGGCAAAUAUAACAAUUACUGGAUCGAUAAAUUCAAUUUCAGAAUACUCCUUUAGUAAUUGUCCAAAGCUAGUUUUUGUUAACUUCAGCUGUACAGUUACACAAUUUCCAUCUAAUGUAUUUUAUCAUUCUCCAAACAUUGAACAAGUUUAUUUCUAUCGUCUCACAACACUUGGUGAAAAUUCCUUCCAUAGUAACUCCAAACUUCAAUUAAUCGAAAUACAAGAACAACUUCAAGAAAUCCAGCAAAAUUCAUUCUAUCAAUGUUCAAACUUGGCUUCAGUUUCAUUUCCAAAUACACUCACAAUAAUUGGAUCAUUUGCAUUCUAUAGAUGCUCGAAGUUAAUAUAUCUAUCAUUUUCUAGUUUAACAUCAAUAGGGGAAUCUGCAUUUGAGUCAUGUGCCGAGCUUUUAUAUGUUCAAUUAUAUGGAAGUUAUCCUACAAUUCCAGUGAAAGCAUUUAAAUCUUGCAGCAAAUUGAAUGGAGUUGGAUUUGACAAUGCAGGCACAAUCACAGAGAUCAGAGAUGAAGCAUUCUAUCAAUGCACAAGCAUAAAUAUUAGCUUGUUACCAUUUUAUAGUUUACAAAGGAUCGGAAGAUCUUCAUUUUGUCAAUGUGAUUAUUUGAAGAAAUUAUUACUUUCACCAUGUGUGACUACAAUUGAUGAGUUUGCAUUCUAUCGAUGCAAUUCAUUGUAUGUUGUCAGACUUCCACCAAGAUUGAUCACACUUGGAAAAUCAGCUUUCUAUGAAUGUCGAAACCUUGAAUCAAUUAAUCUUUCAAUUUUCAUGAAUUCUGUUGAAGAAUAUUCAUUUGCAAACACAAGAAUAAAGCAGGUAAUUAUAUAUCCAGGAAUCAUUGUUAAACCUAAUGCUUUCAAAAAUUGUAAUGAGCUUGUUAAUAUUGAAGUAUAUUCUGAUUGCACAAUUUGUCCAAAUGCAUUCACAUUCCAGAACAAAAUCAAUCUUUAUUUAGCAGAUAAUGCCCAACUAUUGAGCAAUUCUUUAAGUAAUCACAUUGAAUCCAUCUACUAUUUAGGUAAAGAAGACAAUUGUCUUGAUGAAAUGGUUAAUGAACUUCAUAGAAUUUAUGAACCAAAACCUAAUGUAUUUAUUUAUGUUUCUCGAAAGUACAAAAAUUCAACAUUUGCACAAUAUCCUGUAAAAUCGAUAUCAAUCACACUCCCAGAAGCAAUCGACAAUUAUGAUUGCAGUGCUAUCAUUUUGACAGAAAAACAAUGCCAUUUUCGUUUUGAUAAUUUCAAUUUGUUUUCAAAUUUUGUUUUCUUUAUUUCACUAAUUAAGUAA